UUCUAGACACAAUGUUGACUGUUCAAAUACUAACUCUUCUGAUAACACUACUGUUGUCUUUUCUAUAUCUUCGUUGGAGAAGUGUGAAGGGAUAUUGGGCAAAGCUUGCCCCCUAAUCCGCUGUGUGGAAGCCUAACCUUUUUGCUACGUAAAAAUGUGGGAAUUUGGAUGCGUGAGACCUAUGAGAAGUUCUUCUCUGGAGGUAACCGUGUGAAGUAUGUCGGCAUCUGGAAGCCCGCCCUUCUGGUCUGUGAUCCUGAAAUCGCCCGGAAUGUGCUUGUCAAAGACUUCGGAAACUUCAGAAACAGAAACUUAGCGUCUGGUUCCAACGAUCCCAUCGGCGCUCUCAACGUUUUUACCGUCAAUGACCCCGUUUGGAGUCAAGUGCGUCGUCGACUCACACCAGUGUUCACGUCAUCCAAGUUAAAACAAUUGCAAUCCUACAUCCGCAGUAAAUCCAAAGAAGUCGUACAGCGCAUUGCACUAGAAAAGGGAAACCGAAUUGAUUUACGGCAACUCCUAUCAGACUUCACCACGGAUGUAAUCGGCACUUCGGCUUUCGGUAUCGCGAGCGAUACGACUCUGACUGGAGACAGUUCACUGCGUGCCGUCACCAAGGAGUUCAUGAAGUUCUCCGUCUACAGAGGCUGCUGCUGAACCUCCAUCUUCUUCUGGCCUGAAUUAGUCGAGAUAUUUAGGUUCACAUUAUUUCCGAAGGAGUCAGUGGAUUUCUUCAGAAAAAUAUUUAAGACCAUUCAUCCCAAAGAAAAGUAGACGAU
Molecule: messenger RNA, 779 nt
Organism: Aricia agestis (brown argus)
Lineage: Eukaryota; Metazoa; Arthropoda; Insecta; Lepidoptera; Lycaenidae
Product: cytochrome P450 6a2-like
Exons: 5
Coding region: 169-657 (162 amino acids)
Molecular function (GO): oxidoreductase activity, acting on paired donors, with incorporation or reduction of molecular oxygen; heme binding; monooxygenase activity
Source: RefSeq, a predicted model, not a curated record